CACUCGGCAGCGCUGCGGCUUUCGAGCUCGCGUUUGUCCUGUUAGCGGAGCCGCAGCGUAGCCCCUGCAGGAGUUCCAGCGGUUCGGUGGGAGUGAUGAGAGUCGUCGACGUGAAGUAAAGAAUGCCAUGGGGCUCCGAGGGGAAUGAACCGGACACCGCACUGCCACUCAUGCAGCAGACCUGAACUGAAGGCUGAAACUGCCCCCGAAAUACACUAUGGAUUUCAGCAAGUGGGUGACCCUGUGGAUAGCUUGCUUCUGCCUUUUGGGAUAUAGACCAGGCAAAAUCAGUGCGGAUCACACACAUGCUGAAAAUGGAGUAUCGGAGCUGUGCCGGAUCGAUGAGCCACUCUGCCAGGAUGAGAAUGCAGUCUUGAGCUUUGAGGCCAUCCGCAGUAUCCAUAAGCAGAUGGAUGACGAUGCCAAUGGCAACGUGGAUGUGGUGGAGACAGACGGGUUCCUGAGGGAGGACCUGAACUACCAUGACCCCAAGGCUAAGCACAACAGCUUCCAUGGGGAUGACCAGUUUAUCAGCGUGGAGGACUUGUGGAAUGCUUGGAAGGGCUCUGAAGUAUACAACUGGACCGUGGAUGAGGUGGUGGAAUGGCUCAUCACGUAUGUGGAGCUACCGCAGUAUGUGGAGGCCUUCCGGAAGAUGCAACUUAAUGGCAGUGCCAUGCCCAGGCUCGCUGUGAAGAAUGUCACUCUGACCCAGUCGGUCCUAAAGAUGCUGGACCGCAGCCAUGUCCAAAAGUUGCAGCUGAAAGCGCUGGAUACAGUCCUUUUCGGGGCUCCGCUAAUGAACCGACACAGCCACCUCAAGGACUUCAUGCUAGUAGUGUCAAUUGUCAUUGGCAUGGGAGGUUGCUGGUUUGCCUACAUCCAGAACCGCUAUUCCAAGGACCACAUGAGCAAAAUGAUGAAGGACUUGGAAGGCCUCCAGCGGGCUGAGCAGAGCUUGCACGACCUGCAGCAGAAGUUGCAGAUUGCACAGGAGGAGCACCGCACGGUGGAGGUGGAGAAGGUGAACCUGGAGCAGAAGCUGCGUGAUGAGAUCAACUCAGCCAAACAGGAGGCACAACGUCUGAAAGAGUUGCGCGAGGGCACAGAAAAUGAGCUGAGCCGGCAGAAGUAUGCAGAGGCAGAGCUGGAGCAGGUGCGCAUGGCCCUCAAGAAGGCAGAGAAGGAGCUGGAGUCCCGCAGUAGCUGGGCCCCACCUGAAGCACUCCAGAAGUGGCUACAGUUGACUCACGAGGUGGAGGUGCAGUACUACAACAGUAAGAAGCAGAAUGCUGAGCGCCAGCUGCUGGUGGCCAAAGAGGGGGCAGAGAAGAUAAAGAAGAAGAGGAACACUCUCUUCGGCACCUUUCACGUGGCACACAGCUCCUCGCUGGAUGAUGUGGAUCACAAGAUCCUAGCAGCCAAGCAGGCUCUGGGUGAGGUGACAGCAGCCCUCCGAGAACGUCUGCACCGAUGGCAGCAGAUCGAGGUGCUGACCGGCUUCACUAUCGUCAAUAACCCGGGGCUGACGUCGUUGGCCUCGGCUCUCAAUCUGGACCCCAACUUUGUGGGUGGACGGGCCACUCCCCAGCACUUCAUCAUGUCUGAUGAUAUGGAUGAUUUGGAUGAGGACAUGUCACCUGGGGCACUGCAGUACGCCGCCUGGCAGAUGAGCUGCUCCGUUAACGAUCUCUGGUCUGUCGACCGUGACCGUCAUUUGCUGUGGACCCCCUCUGCUUCCGGAAUGAUGUCCCUGCGCCAAAGGCACAUUGAUCCUCAGCUAGCCAUGGGCUCCCAGAGGUUGGUAGAGGGCUGCUUCCUGUCGGGUCAACAGGGGGAGGUUGGCCACCCAGCGCGGCCCAGGGCCGCCGCCCUGCGUCAGUCCCGAAGCCAGUCUUUUGGGCAGUUUGAUACCCCCGCUCCACUUUCCGUGUCCCCUGCCCUUUCACAUCCCUCCAUCAUCUGCUCCCCUGCUUCACCUGCAGCAGUGCAUAUCCCACCCUCCCCCCUUGUCCACCACUCCUACUUCCAGCCACUGGACACCAUCCCCGAUGACCCCUUGCCAGAUGUCACCCCAGGGCAGCGCCAGCGUUCCAGUAGCUUUGGGGACCUGAACCGCUCCGAUUCGGACUCCUCCUUGUCUCUGUCCCAGGCCAGUGAACAGCUUCGCCUGUCCUCAUCAUACAGUUCGAAAGGUCAUUUGGUCAAGCCCACUUCCCUCCUGCAUGGUCCCGUGCCACGUGGGGAUGAGCCCACUUCCCUGCUCAUUGCACAUUCGUACAUGCCCAAUGGCGGGAACCGCAUCCCAGAGGGAGGAGCUUGGGGCGAGGGUGUGGUUGACAGUCCCCUGAUGCUAAAAAAGCCUUAUGCCAUCGAGAAGUCAACCAGCCUGGGGGAGAUUAAUAGUAACAUGGCUGGCCUUUCGCAGUCUGAGUCAUCCCGCUCGCUCAGUCCAAACUCCACUGAUCCUGACACACCCUCACCCACUGGGGCCCAGUCACUGGUGGCAGGUGGCAAGGCCAGCACCCGAAUACCCCAGCUCUCCUCCAAAAAGAGCCCGCUUGAGGAGGACAGUGGAUCGACAGGUGAAGACACAGACUCCACUGCAAGCCGCAAGAAACACACCUUCAAGAUCUUCAAGAAGCAGAAGAAGUAAUUGGAUCCAUGGAAGGCUCGUCAUUAAGGUUUUUUUUUUUUUUUUUUUUUUUUUGUUAGGGGUAUCACGUUCUUUUCUUGCUAUCUGGUAUCAAAAGUUUUUUGAGAUCUGCACUUUUUUGAGUGAACUGUAGGAAAAACCAAGAAAUGGGUAAUAUAUAUACACAUACUGUAUAUACACAUAUAUUUUUUUUGUUAAUGAUUAACAAUGGGGUCAGUGGGCUUAUAUGUAUGAGAAUGCAAAGUGGUAUUUAUUCAACAGGAAUGGGUGCCAGCAUUUCCAAGGAAUUUUCACCCCCUCCGAAUCCCCCCCCCCCCGCCCCCCCCCAAUUUUUUUUAAAAUUUCUAAAGUUAAAUCUGUUUGCAUGUGUUCUCCAUGACUGGACUGACAUUUGAAUGCUCUUGAAUGUUUGCUUGGUUGUUGUCCUUUAUAAGCUUACAUAGUACUGCUGUUCACAGAUUACAUCCCAUUUUCUUUUGUAGUGUUAGAUUGCGAGGUCUCUGUCUUGGUCUGUAAGCAGGGACACUGUAAAGGGUUGAACAGUACGCCACUACAUCUCCUAGUUGUGCUGGAUUUUCACACAAGAACAAAAUCCACUUCCUGUAGGUAAACGGUGGUAUUUUUUCUACUUAGAAGAAGGAAAGCACUCCAUUUAUAUGAAAUCUAUUGGUAAAAUUAAAGUUUGUGGAUGUGUUUGUUCCCAGCUUAUUUAGGACUAAGUGAAUUUUCACUUAUGGGAUCACUGAAAGGAUCAGUAGUGCUGAGAUUUCUUUGCAUAAACCGACGACAGCUGCAUAUCUUUGAUAUGAUUUAUUUUCACAUUUUGUAAAUACAGGCAUGGUCAUACUUGUGGCCAUCUACCAACCUCCGGUGUUAUGAAUGUGUUUAGACAGGGACAGACCUCAUGCUGGCAAGGCCAGGAAUGUUUCAGAUGCUGAAAACUGAUUUCACACCAAAGCUUCAAGAAAAUGUAGGGGGACUCUUGUUUUCCAACUGGACUUUAAGGACAGCUUGGGGAGGCGGAUGGUGCCAUGUUGGGUGUGAAAGGGGUUUUUGCAGCCAGACGUCUGAUGUACUCUCGAAGGAUGAUUUGUUUUCAGAAAGUGGAGACUAGUUACCAUGUAGUUUUUAUUUAUUUAUUUAUUUUUGUUUCUUAUCAGGCGCUUUUGUCUGUUGUUUAAACACUGGAACUCCGAGAGGAAUGCCGUCAUGUGUCUGCUUUGGUAAAGCUGCCUUGGUCCACACUGCUGUUGCCCCUUGGCAUUGACACUCCAUUGCUCUCAGACCUGCCUCUCCACAGCUGGACCCCUGAGUGGCCGGAGCUCACCUGUGCCUCAAGGCAGAAACGUAGACUCUUGAGCAACAUGGCCAGAGACUGAAGCAGAAAACAACGGCCAUGUUUGGUAAAUACCACGUCAGUACGGAAGCCAGGACGAGCAAGAGUACAGUCACCAAGCUCACGCCAAAAGCCUCUUAAAUCAGCAUACACACAUGCAUUCCCUGAACUUCUCAUGAAGAAAACUGCACAAAGACCACGUUAUUCAGGACUCAGGUGGCACAAGGAAGGCCCCCGGUUAGCAUUGUACAGUCUCUGUGAGGGUAAAAGCAGUGGGGAAGGUAUUGAGCCUGUGACAUCAUCUUCUCUGUUGUGCUCUGAGAAGUAAUUGUACACUGAAGACUGGAUUAUGAGGUCACUGUUGGGGCCACCAGCCCCUCUGUCUUUGAACAGUUCCUGUUGUUUUCAACAUUAAAUACAUUGCUACAUUCCCCCCCCUCCCCGCCCACAAUGUAAAGCUUCACCUUU
Messenger RNA from Scleropages formosus (Asian bonytongue), 4460 nucleotides. RefSeq names its product stromal interaction molecule 1a (gene stim1a). Gene Ontology annotation, cellular component: endoplasmic reticulum; plasma membrane. Gene Ontology annotation, molecular function: protein binding; calcium ion binding; calcium channel regulator activity. The coding region runs from base 218 to 2656 and encodes 812 amino acids. Lineage: Eukaryota; Metazoa; Chordata; Actinopteri; Osteoglossiformes; Osteoglossidae. Gene Ontology annotation, biological process: intracellular calcium ion homeostasis; store-operated calcium entry; activation of store-operated calcium channel activity. The transcript has 15 exons. The record is from RefSeq and is a predicted model, not a curated record.